Aspergillus glaucus CBS 516.65 is the source of this 693-nucleotide messenger RNA. RefSeq names its product 40S ribosomal protein uS17. Gene Ontology annotation, biological process: translation. The transcript is spliced from 3 exons. Gene Ontology annotation, molecular function: structural constituent of ribosome. NCBI's taxonomy places the organism in Eukaryota, Fungi, Ascomycota, Eurotiomycetes, Eurotiales, Aspergillaceae. Gene Ontology annotation, cellular component: cytosolic small ribosomal subunit; ribosome. The record is from RefSeq and is a predicted model, not a curated record. Bases 70 to 552 code for a protein of 160 amino acids.
GCCCCGACACCCCCUCUUCGCGACGAAUUUUCGACUUUGUUCUCCCCGUCGAACUGAAUUCUCGCAACAAUGGCGACCGAGUUGACCGUCCAGUCGGAACGUGCGUUCCAGAAGCAGCCUCACAUCUUCCUUAACUCCAAGACCAAGGCGAAGAGCAAGAAGGUUGGCCAGGGUCGGAGAUGGUACAAGGACGUUGGUCUUGGCUUCCGUACCCCCAAGGGCGCCAUUGAGGGUAGCUUCAUCGACAAGAAGUGCCCCUUCACCGGUCUUGUCUCCAUCCGUGGCCGUAUCCUGACUGGCCGUGUCGUCUCGACCAAGAUGCACCGUACCAUCGUCAUCCGCCGUGAAUACCUCCACUACGUCCCCAAGUACAACCGUUACGAGAAGAGGCACAAGAACCUUGCUGCUCACGUCUCGCCCGCUUUCCGUGUUGAGGAGGGUGACUGGGUUACCGUCGGCCAGUGCCGUCCCCUGUCCAAGACUGUCCGCUUCAACACCCUCCGUGUCUUGCCCCGUACCGGUAAGGCCGUCAAGGCUUUCGCCAAGUUCUAAGCGCGUCGAUGGAUGAUGGGGGUGCUUUGAGAGGGAAAUAAAAACCUAGGGAAGCGGCAUGACUGGAUAUAGGCGAAAUUCUAUUUCACGGGUUGGGAUUGUUUUACGAGCUCAUGUCCCAGGUACCCUUUUGAAGAAAAU